Penicillium hordei is the source of this 234-nucleotide messenger RNA. RefSeq lists its product as uncharacterized. Lineage: Eukaryota; Fungi; Ascomycota; Eurotiomycetes; Eurotiales; Aspergillaceae. The transcript has 2 exons. The record is from RefSeq and is a predicted model, not a curated record. Bases 1 to 234 code for a protein of 77 amino acids.
AUGAAGUCAACAACACUGAAUAUCGCACGGUCCCAAGCAGUCCCCAGCAAUGACCUGCCAGUGAACCACUCCCAGGCAAACACACCCUGCAGCUGUAUGGCCGAUUAUCUUGGAAAGAAGCGAGCGUGCUGGCUCAACUCCGAACCGGCAUGGCAAGUCUCAACGGAUAUCUCUAUCGAAUCAACGUUGCAGACACAGACCAGUGUGCGUGUGGACAAGCGAGAGACCGUGUAG